UAUCUACGGUUACUAUUAUGCACAACUUAACAUGUUAGCAAACAAAAUGGCGACGUGUGGACAAAUUUUAUCGUCCGAAGAAGCUCAUGAUUACAAUUGUACGCCUUGUUCUCAACAGGAAAGGUUUGUGGAAGCCAAGAGAUUUUGUUUAGAAUGUGGCGAGUACUUUUGCUCAACAUGUCUGGCCCAUCAUGAGAAAUUUGGUUUAACUAAAGGACAUACAUUAGUAAAAUGUGAGGAAGUUUCAAAAGAGCACAUACCGAUAUGUUUAAGUAAAUGUGAACUUCACACCGACAAGGAGGAGGAUAUGGUAUGUGGUGAUCAUAAUGUCGUCUGCUGUCGUGUUUGCAUAGCAAAAGAUCACAAAUCAUGUCAAGAUAUCGGUUAUUUACCGGAUGUUGCAAGUACAUUUAAAGAGGAGGGAGGACUUGCAAUUUUAGAUGAAGAUUUAAAAAGUAAAAUAAAAACGUUAAAACUAUCGUAUGAAAAACAUGCUAUUCAUGGCGCCCAGCUCAGAAUGAGAAAGAAGACAAACAUAAGGCGACUAAAAGUGUUAAAAGAAUCAAUAACUGAAUUGAUCGAAACUGCUGUGACUGAAGCUGAGGAGGAUAUAGAAAAUUCACUCGAACCACAUAUUUGCAGUACACAAAAACUUAUGGAUGCAGCAAAAGAAGAACUGUUAAAAUUCAGUAUGCUCUCAGAAGACUUGAUGAAUGAAAACAAUGCAAUGCUGGAGUAUAAGAAGGCCUUACAUUGCAAGCGUGCUUUAAGAGAAAUUCAAAUCAACAAUGAUGAUUGCAAAAUGACACAUGAUAACAAAUACGUUGACAAAGUUGUGAAAACUCUUUCUUCCUUUCUGACAGAUCAGUGUAGUUUCGAUGCUAUAAAUGUCUUUGGUGGCACUGACACCAAAUUUGAUAUCCCAAAUAUGUGUGUAUUAGAAGGUGGUAAAGUUUGUAUAGCAGAUUUUCAUGGACGAAAAAUCAAAUUAUUAGAUAGUGACUUAACUGAGAAUAUGACCUAUGACACACGGUGUUUUAUUUGGGGGGUUUGUGCAAUUCAAAAACAUACGAUAGCAUUUACUAUGCCUUCUUUAAUGACAAUUGAACUUGUAGGCUUUAAUAAAGACCCUGUUUCUAAAGGUAGUUUCAAUGCUAAAUUUCAUUGUCGUGGAAUUGCCUUUUUUGAGCAAAAAAUAUAUACGGCUGGUGGUGGAUUUGACGGAGAAGAACAAGGACAAGUAAAUAUAUUUAACAUAAAGGGCAUUCAUCUUCGCAAGUUUCAGGAUGAUUUAGAUGGCAACCAUUUUUUUGCCCCGAGAAGCUUGUUAGUUGAGGCUAAUGCCAUUUAUGUCACAGAUUGUAAAGACGGUGGUGCUGUUUGUCUCGAUUUUGAAGGAAGGUGGAAGUGGAAAUGUCUCAUCUCAAAACUUACUUUUCCUUGGGGAAUUUGUUUUACGACGAAUGGAAAUCUUCUAAUUUCUGGACGCGAUUCUAACAACAUUGUGGUAGUAAGUAAGGAUGGAAAAUACAUUGGUGACCUUUUAAACAAAAAUGACGCCAUUGCAGCACCGAAAGCUAUUUGCAUUGACAAACAGAACAGUCGCCUUCUAGUCGCAGAAUCAACAAUGCGUCAUUUGAAGAUAUUUUACUUUGAUGAUGGCGAAAUAUGUAACUUUAAUAUAUAAGAAAUGAGACUACAGCUAUUUCUUCAAUGGAUUCCAAAAAAGCCUAUUUGAUUAAUGAUGAUUUCUAAUUACGUAUGUAAUAUGGCUAUAGACAAAUAUAUGCGAACAUAUGUUAUUUUACACUGAAUAGUACAAAAAUAUUCAUGCAAAGAAGUUUCUCUUUUGUAUUAUAUAUAUUUCAAAGAACAUGCAUAUUUUACUUCCCGACUGACAUUUUAUAUCUUAAUGAUAUAAAUGAACAAUUAUUAAUUAUUUGAUUCAGCAUUAUUGUAUUUCUUGAAAAAGAGAGUCACGAUGGCCCUAGAUCACUUACCUCAUACCUACUGCUAAACAAGUCUAUUUCUAUAAUGCACGGCUGAAGUGAAUGAUUAAGUUGAAGUCACGGGGCUAAAUUCAAGGUCAUAUCAAGUAUCAUUUCGUGUAGAAAAUGCUAUUCAUGAUGAAAAGUUGAGGGCAAUGCAUAACAAGGUCAACAAUACUCUGUUAUAUUUUAUCAAGAUUGAAGAAGGUAUUUUACUUUGUAAAAAACAUACCUGGUGCCGAAAAUGAAAGAAAAAGAUAUAAAAAUACAAAAAGAGUUUAGCGUCAAAUUAACCACAAAGCUUUAUAAGAUUUUAAUACAAUAGGCGAGAAAUUGACUUCUUGGACGGGACAUUUUUACUCUAAUGUGGAAUUUUGAUCAAGGGUUCAACUGAAGACCACUUUAUUAUGCUACGUCUGUUAUAUUAAGGUGCAUAAAUUCUUCUUAGAAGAGUUUUCAAAUAGCCAAGAAGUAAUGUUAAUUACAUUGAAAUUUAAGGCCGUGGGUUCAAACCGAAGAAGGGUCAACAUUUUUCUUUUAACAUUAUUUGUUUAUUAUCUCUCAUAUCCUUUUUGGGAAGAAAAUAAUGUUUAAUUUUAAUUAUUCAAUUAAUAUAGGUAUUUAUUGCUUAAAUAAUGAUAAAUCUAAUAAUAAAUGUGGUACCUGAUAUUUUCAAAGUACAAUAAAAUCAAAAUA
Molecule: messenger RNA, 2684 nt
Organism: Ruditapes philippinarum (Manila clam)
Lineage: Eukaryota; Metazoa; Mollusca; Bivalvia; Venerida; Veneridae
Exons: 2
Coding region: 32-1687 (551 amino acids)
Biological process (GO): positive regulation of DNA-templated transcription
Cellular component (GO): chromatin; nucleoplasm
Molecular function (GO): ubiquitin-protein transferase activity
Source: RefSeq, a predicted model, not a curated record